Messenger RNA from Puccinia triticina, 1311 nucleotides. RefSeq lists its product as uncharacterized. The transcript has a single exon. The record is from RefSeq and is a predicted model, not a curated record. The coding region runs from base 1 to 1311 and encodes 436 amino acids. NCBI's taxonomy places the organism in Eukaryota, Fungi, Basidiomycota, Pucciniomycetes, Pucciniales, Pucciniaceae.
AUGUCUGCCAGUGAACGCGAUGUACCCAGCUGUCUCCCUGCAUGCUCUCAGCCCCUCCCUCCACACUCCCAAGAAGCCCCCCUGCCGAGUUCAUCAUACCCCGGGUACUCUCAACUAGCUCCAGCCGGCUCGAGGAAAAUCUACGUCUUUGCAGACGACAUACCUUCCAGCGGCUUGAUCAGCCAGGAAGACUUCAAAAAGUUCUUCUCAGGCGAAAACAAGGACGUGUGUCUGGUGCAGAAAGAAAAAGACCCACUCUGUCAGAAUCCGGAGUUCAAGAUCGACGACGAUGAGCGGUUCGGCAGAGUCGAAUCCGAGUCUCCUCCCAGGGAUCUCAAUCCCCAAGGCGUCGGCGGCAGUCGUUCAUCCCAGGAUCGCUCGCCUUCGCCAGUCCCGGCCCGACAGAGAUCACCACCCGUCUCGCCCCAAGCAUCACCUCCCCCAGCACCACGCCUUUACUCACGGCCUUCUCCUUCUGCCGCAUCAUCACUCCCGCUUAGCUCACAGUCGACUGGGCUCGAGCGUCCCUUUCCCCGACGCACUUCUCCCAAACCUUCCAGCUCGAUCCCCUCAAAAUUUGCUGAUGCCUGUCCUUCCUCAACUGCCGACACCGCCUCCAAAGCCCCUUCGCCAGAAGUCUUGAAACGGACCAAAUCUUCUCGAAAUGCUACCCGGGCCGUUUCCGCGAGUCACGUUUCCUCUUCUUCCGCGGUCCCAGCCAAGCGCUCGAUCUCGGCCGCUUUUGCGCCCCCAGCGAAACGGGCAGUCUCUGCGAGCACUGCUGGUCCAUCCAAACAGUCAGUCUCCACGAGUAUUGCUGGCCCAUCCACACGGCGAGUCUCUGCGGUUGCCACGCGUCCAGCCAAGCGGUCGGCCUCGACGACAUCCGGGCCUCCAACAAAACGAUCCAAGCCUGUUGGCGCUGCUCCAGACGGACCUCGGAUGACGCGCUCGGUUUCACGUCAAGAACUACGCCCAGCCCGGAGCCAGAACAAAGCCAAGGCGGAAGAACCGUUGCCUCCGCCGGCCAAGCGGAAGAGGUCGAGGAUCGAAGCCCCUCUGCCUUCCCUCCCCAAGCGCAAGACGGCCAAGCUGCGAGGCAAGCGCACUCUCUCCGGAACAUCGGCAAAGGAGACUGCUGGCCCACAGAACACCGACGAGAAUAGGCCGAUCAGUCAGCCGGUCACUCGGGCCACCAAACCUUGCCUUCCUCCGCUCUCCGCGAGUCAAGGAACCGACAUCCCCGUCCGGAGGGUCUCGGCCAGACUUCAAUCCAAGAGAGCCCGAAGCAACUCUCAAAAUACUAUCUGA